AUGGUUCGUGUACGGCGAAGAUGCAAUUGUCUAUGCAGUUUGAUAAGGAGAAGACACCUUGUUGUGUUUUUCCUUAUUGUGCUUUGUGCCCUUGGCCAGAGUAGUCAAUUUUCUGUCAUUAGCGUUGCUCAACAGCUUACCACCAUAAAAUUGGCUAGCCACAGUAGCAUCCUUAAUCUUGUUUCUCACUUUUCCCCCCGUACCAUACUGAACCUGUUCAAUCUGUUCGUCCUUCUAAAUCUACUCAGUGUAAUUAACAGAAUCGUCACUUCAAACCGCGGUGAGGAAAUAAAGAGUCGUCAUUACAAAGUAGAACAUGAUUUUCACAAGAAUGGGCAUUUAUUCCUAAGGGAUGGAAGUGGAAAGGAGGAAAAAGCUAAGAGGGGGAGUUGCACCACCUGGAUAUGUUCGUCAAAUGAGGCAUCCCUGGCCGGGAGCCCAUUCCACAAGGGAUCCACACUGCAACUAACAUUUUUAGAAGAUUCAGAAAAUUUUCAAGGGGGAAAGUUCCAAGGGGGAAAAUUUCAAGCGGGAAAGUUCCAAGCGGGAGAGACAAUACAGAGUUAUUACACACCAAGACAUUUAUCCCUCAUCGCGGGGGGGGAUGCACAGAAGCAGGUGGAAGGAAGUGUCCUUCAAGGGAAUGCACGCUCACUCCUGUCAUUGACAAGAACGAAGAAAAAUAAAAAAAAUGGUAAAGUGAAGAAAUCCAAAAAGAAGAAGAAGAAAAAAAAAAAGAAAAAGAAGAAAAAAAGAAAAAACAAGAGAAAAGAAAAAAAACAGAAAAGAAGAAAAAACAAAAAAAAGAGCAAAGGGAAAAACAAGAAAAAAAGACGAAAGAAGAAGAGCAAACGGAACCGAAAGAAGGAGAAAAAUCGGAAAAAAAUGAAAAAACGCCAAGAAAUGGAUGACCAGGCGGAGGAGGAUGAAUAUAUAAUCACGGAAAAACGUUCCAAGAAAAAGGCAAAGAGAGACGGCGACGACGAUUAUGAAGGCGAGCAGGAUGGAGAACAAGAUGGAGAACAAGAUGGCGAACAGGAUGGCGACGAAUACGCCUUGAAAAAGAAGAACAAAAGGGGAAAGAAGGGAAAGAAAAAAGGGAAGCGCAAAAAAGAGCUAAGCAAAAGCGAAAAAAAGAGCUCACUAAAAGGAGCGCGAAAAAACGAGCAAAAGAAAAAAGGACGAGGUGGGGAAGCGGAUGACCUAGGAGAAGAUGAACCCAUUUCGAGAAAUAAAAAAAGAAAACGAUCAGAAGAAAGUGACAAUCCUGACGAUCUGGACGAGGACGAAGAGCAUCAACCAAAAAGAAAAAUUGCGCGCACAGAUAUGGACAACGAUAACGAAAACAACAACAAGUACAAAAAGUCGGCGAAGAAUAAAAGUAAAAAAAAAAAAAAAAAAAGAAACAACGAUAACAAUACAACGCAAGAUGAAUUAGAAGAAAAAAAGACCGAACUGCAGGAGCUAAACGAUGUGGUCCAUGAACUAUCCUCCAAAAAGAAUCUCCUCCAAAAUGCAGAAAACCAAAUGGAGGAUCUGUUAAAGACAAUUCACUCACUAGAGACUAAGAAAUAG
Molecule: messenger RNA, 1575 nt
Organism: Plasmodium knowlesi strain H
Lineage: Eukaryota; Apicomplexa; Aconoidasida; Haemosporida; Plasmodiidae
Product: conserved Plasmodium protein, unknown function
Exons: 1
Coding region: 1-1575 (524 amino acids)
Biological process (GO): ribosomal large subunit assembly
Cellular component (GO): preribosome, large subunit precursor
Molecular function (GO): rRNA binding
Source: RefSeq, a predicted model, not a curated record